Hordeum vulgare subsp. vulgare (domesticated barley) is the source of this 1270-nucleotide messenger RNA. RefSeq names its product 25.3 kDa vesicle transport protein-like. Gene Ontology annotation, cellular component: endoplasmic reticulum-Golgi intermediate compartment; SNARE complex; Golgi membrane. The record is from RefSeq and is a predicted model, not a curated record. Gene Ontology annotation, molecular function: SNAP receptor activity. Gene Ontology annotation, biological process: retrograde vesicle-mediated transport, Golgi to endoplasmic reticulum; vesicle fusion with Golgi apparatus; endoplasmic reticulum to Golgi vesicle-mediated transport. NCBI's taxonomy places the organism in Eukaryota, Viridiplantae, Streptophyta, Magnoliopsida, Poales, Poaceae. The transcript has 6 exons. The coding region runs from base 141 to 797 and encodes 218 amino acids.
GUGUCUCCCGCUUCUCUUUCGCCUCUCUCUCUCUCACUCAACUCAACGCGAACCAGAACCCGACGCGAGGCGUGGCUCGCCGCGAGAUGGUGGCACCUUUACAUUAGUUAUGCUAGUUUGUGUCUGGUCAUCUUUUCAAAAUGGUGAAGCUGACAAUGAUAGCCCGCAUCACUGAUGGCCUUCCAUUGGCGGAGGGGUUAGACGAUGGUCGAGAUCUGAAGGAUGCUGACUUCUACAAGCAGCAAGCAAAACUGUUGUUCAAAAACUUAUCUAAAGGCCAACACGAAUCAUCAAGGCUGUCAAUUGAGACUGGACCGUACUAUUUCCAUUACAUCAUUGAGAGCCGUGUAUGCUAUUUGACAAUGUGUGACCGUUCUUAUCCCAAGAAACUUGCAUUCCAGUAUUUAGAAGAUCUAAAAAGUGAGUUUGAGAGGGUCAAUGGCAGCCAAAUUGAAACUGCUGCAAGGCCAUAUGCUUUCAUCAAAUUUGAUACAUUCAUACAGAAAACCAGGAAACUGUAUUUGGAUACCAGAACCCAAAGGAACCUUGCCAAGUUGAAUGAUGAGCUCUACGAGGUGCACCAGAUUAUGACUCGCAAUGUUCAAGAAGUUCUUGGUGUGGGUGAAAAACUAGAUCAGGUGAGUCAAAUGUCUAGUAGGUUGACCUCUGAUACGAGAAUGUAUGCAGACAAGGCAAAGGAUCUCAAUCGCCAGGCCUUAAUUCGGAAGUAUGCCCCUGUGGCCAUUGUGAUUGGGAUAGUACUGAUGCUCUUUUGGGUCAAGAACAAGAUAUGGUGACCGAGUGAAGCUCGACAUCCUUCACUGUGACGCCGAGAAUUCUAUGUCAACAGAUGCUUCUACAGCUUAUCCCGCAUCUGCCUAUUCAAGCGAGAUUACCAUUUUAGCCGGCUUAUGCUCUCCCCAAACAAGAGGAGCAAGCAGUAAACCCGUUGUGUAGUACUCCUACUAUUAGUAUAGAUCUGAUCCUGAUGCAUGACUUCUCCAUGAAAUCUUGGAGCCGAACAUACUACUCCGUACCUAUUAGAGGUGUAGAUUCGGCCGACAUAGUAAUUGGUCUUCCUUUUGUGAGCUCAACAUGUAAGAUCAGUAGUGGCAAGAUACCGGAAACGGAAACGCUUUGGUCACGAUGAAAUUUGUUCAGCAUGCUACUGGAGAACAGGCUAUGUCAAAUUCAUUUCAAAUUUGCCAAAUUUGUUGGGUGAAAUGUUUUGACACGGAAAAUCAACAUGAUUCUGGCAAUUUCGGACGAA